This is a messenger RNA of Pseudophryne corroboree (corroboree frog), 2963 nucleotides long. RefSeq names its product telomerase protein component 1-like. The record is from RefSeq and is a predicted model, not a curated record. The coding region runs from base 156 to 2609 and encodes 817 amino acids. Lineage: Eukaryota; Metazoa; Chordata; Amphibia; Anura; Myobatrachidae. Gene Ontology annotation, cellular component: Cul4-RING E3 ubiquitin ligase complex. The transcript has 15 exons.
GAGCUAGGCCAGCGGGAUAGUUGCUCUACUAUCCUCGCCACCUGAUCAACCAUGAGUGCACUACACUGGCCGGGGCCGUAUUUCCGGGUGUCAGGUACUCAACAGCUGCGUCCUGUGUUGUCAUAGUGACCCUGGCCGGGCAGCCGACCUUUAACAUGGGUGCCGUGAUGGGCGGAAUGAAGAAAGGCAGAGUCGCCCAGCGCAAUGCUGCAGAUGUGGCCCAGAUGUGGACUGAGAUUAAUAAAUUGCCUCCAGUUGAAAAGACGUCUGAACCCAGUUUCCAGCCAGUGUCUACUGAAUGGGUCACCGUAAGAGUAUUUGUCUCAUCUACAUUUGAUGAUUUCCACUCAGAGCGAGAAAUGCUGGUGAAAGAGGUGUUUCCAGAGCUCAGAGAGUGGUGUGAGGCCCGCAGUAUGUGUCUAGUUGAGUGUGACUUAAGAUGGGGGAUACCUGAGGAUACGCCUUCAGGCAAGAUUUUUGCCACCUGUUUGGGUGAACUAGAUCAAUGCUACCAGGACACAUUUGGAAUGCCCUUUAUGGUGGUUCUUCUAGGUGACCGUGCUGGCUGGAUACCAGAUAUAGCGGAGGUGCCUCAGGAGAUUGUUGAAGUUUAUGACUGGAUCAAUGGCAUGUCUGUAACAGGAACAGAGAUCCUGCAUGGUGCAUACAGAAACUGUAAUCCCAAUGCUGCCUUUUGCCUGCGAGAUUCAUCCUUUGUGCCGCAGCUGCCACUCCAAGAUCUUCAUCGAUAUCAAGACAAAGGUUGUAAGGCAUUAUUUAUGCAGUCACUCAAGGAGCAAGUGUGUCACCGCUUUCCUGAAGAGCAAAUUAAACACUAUGAGUGCCAGGUACUUGGCACGGAUUGCACAACUGGAUUAGAGAAGGUAAAACUGGGUUUUCCUGGAGAAUUUCCCUUGUGGAUUCUGCAGUUCCUAAAGACAAGAAUCCUGAAGACGUUCCCGGGGCAUUCCGAGGUUGUGACACAAGGGGACAAGUUUUCCUGGGAACAGUCAGAAUUAGCUCAGCAUCAACUCUUCCUUCACCAAAAGAAGCAGCUGUUCCUGGGCCGUGAUCUGGAGAUACAGAGGAUUCUGGAGUUCCUACACAUGGAAACGAAUGAAUCAGCCAAACAGAUGAGUUCUCUAUUCCAGGUUAUAUCGGAACCUGGCUUGGGUAAAUCCUCUCUACUAACUGCCUGCAUAACCAGAGCACUCCAGCUUCCUCACAGCAACGUGUUUUACCAUUUCAUUGGCUGCUGUCCUUCAUCUGUUCAACUUUCCAACAUAGUGAUGCGUCUAUGCUGCCACUUCAUGCCAGCUGGACCAGAUCGUGAGGAUAUUCUCUUGAAGCUGGGAAACUGUUGGAGAAAUGAAGAAAUGAAAGAUAUCCUGCAGCGGGUUCUGCAAGAUACUGCAACCCUUGAUGAUAGUCCUGCUUUUAUAUUUAUUGAUGCUGUAAACCAGCUGUCUCUCCGAUCUGAUGUCUCUGACCUUCUCUCUUGGCUAAGCACCCAAGACUUUCUUCCUCUUCAUUAUAAGUGUGUCAUCAGCUGUACCCCAACCUCUGCACUCCAGAAUGGGCCGUCACCUUAUUGUCUAGAUCUGGAUCAUCUUUCUCUAGAGACCGCACAAAGUCUUGCAAUCUUAUACCUGUCUCGCUAUAGCAAGACCCUGAGCUCCGAACAGCUUCACCAGCUACUGCAGAAAUCCUCCUCCUCCAACCCUCUGUGGCUGUCACUUGCCUGUGAGGAGCUGCGUGUCUUUGGUGUGUUUGAAAUGCUCACCAAGAAGAUUAUGGGGAUUCCUGAUACACUGCAAGGGCUUCUGGGAAGUAUUGUCCAGAGACUGGUAGAGGAAGAUCAGAGUUGUCGGGUUAAAAAGCUUCUUUGCCUGGUGAAAUGCUGUCAGGAGGGCGUAGCUGAGAGAGACUUACAGGGAGCAAUGUCUUCUCUAGAAGGUGGUGUAGAAAUACCCACCAUGUAUUGGGCUGCUCUCCGUAGAACAUUGAGAUGUCUUCUUCGAACAAGCCGGGACUAUCGUGGGAGAGACACACUCAGCUUCUUUCAUAGCAGUGUUACAAAGGCAGUGGAGCAGUGUCUGUUUAAUGCGGAAAAUUCUCCUCAGUUGUAUUUAGUCAGUUUGGCUGAUUAUUAUGAAUACAGCUGCACAGAUGAUGCCACGGUGGUGUACCAGCUACCACGCCUGCUGCAGCAAGCCACACUGAAUGGCCGGCUAGUGAAUUUUUUGAGAAAGGACCCUCGGGCACGCGCCAUCCAAGCUCACACCCGAGCACAGUACCUAAAGGCGCUACGUUGCUUCCACAUGUGCAGGGAUGGCUUCCUCAGGUCUCCAGCUAUGAUCUGUGGCAUGUGUUCAAUGAAGACUGGAGCAUUUGGGCAGCUGUUUCUGAACAAGCAGAGCUGUGUCUUGUGUGGGGGACAUGUCGCCAUCAUGGGUAGAGAGGCCUUCUUGUGUCCUCAACAUUCCAGAAUGGGCAGGACUGAAUGUCUGGUAUGCAGAUCACCUAUUUUCGGGAUCCCACCACCAUCUCCAGCUCUCCUCUGCCACAUGUGCGGCUUUUCUGAAACCUGCAUUGCCAUGAAUGUGUGAUGGUUUCCAUUUCUCCCUUUUUGUGUCUUUCUUCAUCAACUUAUUUCUAUUUGAAGAGUUACUAUUACAGUAUAAGAGUGCACCGGUCAUCUGCACACAGGGGGGCAGCCAUGUUGAGAGUGUAGUUUUCUAGGGUGUCACUGUCAAUUCUUAGGUUGCAUUUACAUGGCUAUGUUUCCGGUCACAGAAAUAACUGCUUUCACUAUGUGGAGGUGGCAGGUUCGUAAUCCUCUUCAUUAUUAUUUUUGGUUUGAUAUUUUAUGGCACAUAUCCGAAUUAAAAUGAGACUACAGUGGUAAUUAUGAUUAGUUAAUGUAAUUUAUAUGUUUAAUAAACUUUUCAUUUAUCCUUUUC